CGUUGAUAUAUGCAUUAUACUCGAACGAAGAAACUGUAGAAUGAAUGUUCCGCUUCUCGAGCAAGCGACACUACGAUGACCAGUUGAUCGCGUCCUAUUCGUCAGCUAUUCGUUCGUAGACAAACAACAUGAUAUUCCUUGACGAACAUGACUGCUGCUUUCAUUCUUCGAUUAACCUUCAAUUGGUCGUCAGACAACCAGCAUGGAACCACUGAAUUUCGACAUUGUCGACAAUGAUGAACUUCUCGCUGAGGCAUUGGCAAUCCUCGACAGUAUCGACGUCAAUCGGCUUGGGGCUGCUGCUCCAGAGUCGCCUCGUGUCGCUCAAGAGAUACCAGAUGAAAAAGCUGCUGCGGACGAUCUGCUCAAGACCGCAAUUGAAGCUGUUCAUGCCGCCUUCUCACACAACGGAUUGAACAGCUCACGUGUUCCUACAGCGACGACAAUGCUUCAGGAACACAAGCCUAUUGCACCUGAACAACUCCACGACAACCAAGAUGAAAUUCCAAAUGUGAACCACCAGCUAACAAGAUCUCCCCUUCGUGUACAAACCGAAACGGGCAGUACAGAGGCGAUGGCCCCAACAAGUCAAAGCAGCGGUGGCGGCCGCAUCCGUAUGCGCGAACAAUUGAUACAGCUCCGUUUGGUUGUUCAGAAGAUGGAAAACCAUCUUGAAACUCUGAGAAGCCCACGCUCCCCUCGAUUCGGCACCCACGCGAAUUACCUCGAGAACGAAGAAGUUGUGAGAAAUCCAGUUGUCGAUGAAAACGACAGGAAUCGUAAGAAUGUUCCUGAACAUGGUAGUGAUAUUACAGCUGAAGCGGCAGUAUGGCGCAACAUUGCAAUGCAGCAAUUUCGAGCGCGCCGCAAGGCGGAGCAACAGAAUGUCGAGCUACGAAAAAACCUGGCGACACAGAUACAACUCUCGAAGCAAGUAGAAGAUCUGCUUCAAGCGCAACCACCACAUCCCGUAAGUACUACUGGUAAGAAACAACAUGAUUUAUUGCCACGACGAAGCUUACUAUUAUUUUGCGAUUCUUGCUUAGUGUGAAAGAAUUUGCUAGAUGUAGUGGCAGAACCAGCUCCGCCUUUGGAACGAGAAGGAACGUCAAUUUGCAAGCGCCAUGACAGCCAGAAUUAUACGUUUUGAAGGAAUCAGUGAGAAGAAGGACGUCCUGGUACUAGACAUAUUUCAGACAUCCACUAGAGAGCACAUGCCAAAGUUUCUUUGAAAAGUUGCUUUUUCUUUGCAUUACGUUCCUAUGAAAGCAAACAAUUCCAAUGUUUUGGUAAAUGAG
Messenger RNA from Phytophthora nicotianae INRA-310, 1298 nucleotides. RefSeq lists its product as hypothetical. The coding region runs from base 203 to 1051 and encodes 282 amino acids. The transcript has a single exon. Lineage: Eukaryota; Oomycota; Peronosporomycetes; Peronosporales; Peronosporaceae. The record is from RefSeq and is a predicted model, not a curated record.